AUGGCGCAGCAAAGAAUUUUCACGCCGCUCAAGGUUGGGCACGCUAACCUCGCUCAUCGACUCACGCUUGCCCCAUUAACCCGCUUUCGCGCCGACGACCAGCAUGUUCACUCAGAUCUUGCGAGAGAGGGCAUGGAUAACGUGCCCGGCAUAUGGAGUGGUCCUCAAGUCGCCGCAUGGCGAAAAGUGACCGAUGCUGUCCACGCAAAGGGCUGCUACAUCUAUUGCCAAUUGUGGAAUCUGGGUCGAAAAGCCGACCCUGCUAUACUGGCUCGUGAAGAAGGAGGACCUUAUCCCGUCCUCAGUGCCAGCGACGUACCAAAUACACCUGGUGGCCACAAGCCCGAGCCGCUGACCAAGGACGGCAUCCAGACAAUCAUCAAUGACUACGUCACAGCCGCCCGCAACUCCAUCGAUGCAGGAUUCGACGGCGUCGAGAUCCAUGGCGCCAACGGCUAUCUCAUCGACCAGUUCCUAUCACCUGACGUCAACCACCGCGCAGAUGAGUAUGGCGGCAGCGUCGAGAAUCGAUCCCGUUUCGGAGUGGAGGUUACCCGUGCCGUCAUCGAAGCUAUAGGUGACUCGGCCAAGGUCGGCAUCCGUCUGUCGCCCUGGACGGACCAAGGUUUUCCCCUCGACGGACCUGGUGACCGUAUUCCGCAAUUCACGCACAUCAUCAGCCAGCUCAAGACCCUAAAUCUAGCAUAUCUGCAUCUCGUCGAGAGUAGAAUCAGCGGCGAUGUCGGAAAUGGCGUCUACGAUCCAUCACAGUCCAGAAACGAUCCACUCAUCCGUGAAUGGGGCACAGAACAGCCCAUCAUGCUGGCGGGAGGCUUCACGCCCGAGACCGCUGCACAGAUCGCUGAGCAGUAUGCACAAUAUAAGGUGCUGAUUGCGUUUGGACGCUACUACAUUAGUACUCCAGACCUGCCAUUCCGAAUCCGGAAAGGGCUUGAGCUGAAUCCUUACGAUCGAAAGACAUUCUACUUGAAGAAGAGUCCGGUGGGCUAUACGGACUAUCCUUUUCAUCCACAGUAUACCUCUUCGAUACGAGCCAAAGCAUAG
Molecule: messenger RNA, 1065 nt
Organism: Cyphellophora attinorum
Lineage: Eukaryota; Fungi; Ascomycota; Eurotiomycetes; Chaetothyriales; Cyphellophoraceae
Product: Chanoclavine-I aldehyde
Exons: 2
Coding region: 1-1065 (354 amino acids)
Molecular function (GO): FMN binding; NADPH dehydrogenase activity
Source: RefSeq, a predicted model, not a curated record